AUGUCCAGUGGCUCCUCCAGUUCUUCGACAAACGACUCAGCCCCCGAUUCAGUGACGCCCACGUCGGAAACCUUCCAAUCUCUUGCUCUGACCACUCCGUCAUCCGCCACUGCUCACAUGCCGUACUUUGGAUUCCAGACGCAGCAGUACACGAACGACUUCUCCAGGUAACCCUUCCCUCUCGCCCGAUCCUCUCUCAAUCCUUCCGUUUCCAGUUACACUCCGUCAGCCGCCACCUACGCCGCUCCUUACCCACUCGCCACUCAUUCGCAACUGGCCAACUGUAAGUUUUUGUCUCGAAUUGAGAUUUUCUCACUUUCCGUUCCUUCUUCUUCUUCUUCUUUUUCUUUUUCCUCGCUUGCUUCCCAAUAAUUACAGCCCGGUCAAUUGAGUUGCGCGCGCGUGCUUUUCGUCGCCUUCGCAACAAUUAUUUCGUAUUACUUUCUUGAGGGAGAGAGAGAGAGAGAGAAAGAGAAAGACGCCUAGAUUCGGUUUAUUAUUAUUAUAUAACACAUAUAUAAAACACUCGUUGUUCCCCCUUAUAAUUGUCCCGAGAAAAAAGAGUUUGGUGUGAUCUGGUCUGGCAGAAGAGUUACCGUAGUCUGACUUGAGUCACUUCUUUUUCCCACACCGGCUUCGCUUCCUUCCUGCAAAACAUAUAUAAUCCUUCCCUUUCCGAAUGUUUGUCUUUCAAAAAAACUCGUCCUACAGUACCACACAUUUAGCAAUGAACAAGUUUGCCAACCAACCAACCCGCGCGUUUCCUUAUUUUCCUCCUUUGUUGGACAACAAACACCUCACGGUUUGAUAGCAAUAAGGGCAAUGAAGUUGCGUCGGAAGUGACGUAACAUCAGUAAUCUACAACACCUACUUCAAACCGUGGAAGAGUUGCGUGGGAGUAGGAACGGACUACUGUAGGGGGAGGAACAUGUGACUGACUGACUGACUGACAAAACUGGUUGCCAAAUUUGAGGCAGGGUCAUUAAGGGACGAAGAAAAAAACUUCUGUAGAUAUACGGACAACCUAUUUAGUUACCGCACAACGGGGAGCCACAAACCAAUUGACGACCUGUGGUCCUCAGGUUAAUAUUUGCCCAAUAAAACAGUUAGUGCGAUUUUGUGUCGUCGUUGAGAUCGGACAAGUGUUAGCACAAACACGCAUGGUCCCUUCCCCUGUGUACUUUUACCAUUGUUUUUCGGGGACAGGAAGGAAAUGCCCAAUUGGCUGUUUCCGUUGGUUCUCCCGGAUUUUCGCGGAUCCGCAUAAGGGCAAAUAGAGUGUUCAUUUCAGUCAAUCGCUUUGGACCAACAAAUCAACUGAGUCUCUCCGGACUGGCCUCUCAGCAGAACCUCAUGAUAAAUGGCAUCGGACGACGGAAACGACGGGUGCUCUUCUCUCCGCAGCAAGUGAACGUGCUCGAGAAUAAGUUCCGUAGCAACCGAUAUCUAAGCGCCGCCGACCGGGAGUCUCUCGCUCGCAGCAUCAAUUUGACGCCGACGCAGGUACUUCGUAAUUCCAGCCAAUUAAUCUGUUUCAUCUCGCUCUUAUUCAGGUGAAAAUCUGGUUCCAAAAUCAGCGUUACAAGCACAAGAGACAGGAAAAAGAGAAGAAGAUGGACGGAGGACGGUACCCGGACACUGACAGGGACAGCGAUUCUGACGGAGGCAACGGGAGCCACGGAUCGCUUGCCUGCUCUCCAGUGCUCAUCAAGAAAGAAGACGACGACGAACGGAAGCCGGCGUACAUCGGAACGACGGUGCCAGUCGACAACACGGCAUGUCUACCUGAUAUUCCACCACAGACGUUCCCAUAUCAGGUUGGUUUUCAUUUGAAUCAUGCACUGGAGGUAAUCCAAUCGGAUUAUCCACUUGAGGAUCUUCAGCGCCAAUCCAAUUUGUCGGUGUCACCUGGCAGAUGCUGCUGGCCCACUGAUCUUUGAAGAGCCUCUUCUGCGCUCCCGCAGCUGUCCUUUCCCACUUGUGCUCAUAUUCCGUUUUCAGGUGUACCCGGCCAAUGGAUACAUGCCCCAGUUCUUUGCCUAUCCGACGCCUCCGUCCAGCUACACUCAGCAACCAUACCUUCAUCAAUUUCAGGCCCUUUAG
Molecule: messenger RNA, 2103 nt
Organism: Caenorhabditis sp. 36 PRJEB53466
Lineage: Eukaryota; Metazoa; Nematoda; Chromadorea; Rhabditida; Rhabditidae
Source: the annotation of a GenBank genome assembly